Messenger RNA from Orbicella faveolata, 4075 nucleotides. Its product is annotated as 116 kDa U5 small nuclear ribonucleoprotein component-like. Lineage: Eukaryota; Metazoa; Cnidaria; Anthozoa; Scleractinia; Merulinidae. Gene Ontology annotation, biological process: mRNA splicing, via spliceosome. Gene Ontology annotation, molecular function: U5 snRNA binding; GTPase activity; GTP binding. The record is from RefSeq and is a predicted model, not a curated record. Gene Ontology annotation, cellular component: U2-type catalytic step 2 spliceosome; cytosol; U4/U6 x U5 tri-snRNP complex.
UGUUCCAGGCUUCACCGAGCGUUCUCUGCACGUUUUCCAAAAUGGAGGCCGAUUUGUAUGAUGAAUUUGGAAACUACAUUGGCCCUGAACUUGAAAGCGACGAAGAAAGCGAGGAAGAAGAGGAGGCUGAUGAAGAGGACGCCAUAGAAUAUGCAGAAGAUGAUGAAGAUGAACAGAUGGACCAGGACGAAGAGCCUCAAAUGCAAGUCGUUCUUCAUGAGGAUAAAAAGUAUUACCCUACUGCAGAAGAGGUGUUUGGACCAGAGGUCGAGACUGUUGUACAAGAGGAAGAUACACAGCCUCUAACAGAACCUAUAAUCAAACCUGUGGCAAAAAAGAAGUUCUUUCAUGCUGAGCAGGAUCUUCCCACGACAACUUAUGAUGUUGAGUAUUUGGCAGAUUUAAUGGACAACCCAGUUCUCAUCAGAAAUAUUGCUUUGGCGGGGCAUUUACACACAGGGAAGUCUGUUUUUGUGGAUUGCCUCUUUGAACAAACUCACCAGGACAUCCAAGCAAAAGAAGGAACUGACCUUCGCUAUACAGAUACAUUGUUUACUGAGCAAGAGCGAGGUUUGAGUAUAAAGAGUGUUCCAGUAUCUCUCGUUUUGCCAGACACCAAAGGGAAAUCAUUUCUGGUCAACGUUUUUGAUACUCCAGGGCAUGUAAACUUCUCUGAUGAGGUCACGGCGGCAUUGAGACUGUGUGAUGGAGUUAUGAUUUUUAUUGAUGCAUCAGAAGGAGUGAUGUUGAACACAGAGCGACUUCUUAAACAUGCUGUUCAAGAAAGACUUGCAGUAACUAUUUGUAUAAACAAGGUAAGAUCUGGUGUAACUCGCAGCGUACUGUACUUUGAAAGAUCAAUUCACCCACAGCUGGUUACAGUGGCUGUGUUCACCAGUUCUUUCGUCUUUCUUACGUGCAUAUAUAUCUCAGUAGCAAUUUCAAGUCGCGGAAAAUCGAAUUUCAAACACACGUGGAUAAACUUUGUCCGCCAUAUUGCAAAACUUCCUCUAAUGGGGUUGCUCGCUGACCCUGUAUUAUGGGCUCAUGUACUCGAGCAGCCCUGGGAAGAGAAAGAAAUCUUGUUCCAGGCUUCACCGAGCGUUCUCUGCACGUUUUCCAAAAUGGAGGCCGAUUUGUAUGAUGAAUUUGGAAACUACAUUGGCCCUGAACUUGAAAGCGACGAAGAAAGCGAGGAAGAAGAGGAGGCUGAUGAAGAGGACGCCAUAGAAUAUGCAGAAGAUGAUGAAGAUGAACAGAUGGACCAGGACGAAGAGCCUCAAAUGCAAGUCGUUCUUCAUGAGGAUAAAAAGUAUUACCCUACUGCAGAAGAGGUGUUUGGACCAGAGGUCGAGACUGUUGUACAAGAGGAAGAUACACAGCCUCUAACAGAACCUAUAAUCAAACCUGUGGCAAAAAAGAAGUUCUUUCAUGCUGAGCAGGAUCUUCCCACGACAACUUAUGAUGUUGAGUAUUUGGCAGAUUUAAUGGACAACCCAGUUCUCAUCAGAAAUAUUGCUUUGGCGGGGCAUUUACACACAGGGAAGUCUGUUUUUGUGGAUUGCCUCUUUGAACAAACUCACCAGGACAUCCAAGCAAAAGAAGGAACUGACCUUCGCUAUACAGAUACAUUGUUUACUGAGCAAGAGCGAGGUUUGAGUAUAAAGAGUGUUCCAGUAUCUCUCGUUUUGCCAGACACCAAAGGGAAAUCAUUUCUGGUCAACGUUUUUGAUACUCCAGGGCAUGUAAACUUCUCUGAUGAGGUCACGGCGGCAUUGAGACUGUGUGAUGGAGUUAUGAUUUUUAUUGAUGCAUCAGAAGGAGUGAUGUUGAACACAGAGCGACUUCUUAAACAUGCUGUUCAAGAAAGACUUGCAGUAACUAUUUGUAUAAACAAGAUUGACAGAUUGAUUCUGGAGUUGAAGCUUCCUCCUACAGAUGCCUACUACAAACUGAAACACAUUGUGGAUGAAGUCAACGGACUUUUAAGUGUCUACUCUGAUGGAGCUGAUGAUUAUGUCAUGUCACCUUAUCUUGGGAAUGUCUGUUUUGCAAGCUCUGAGUACAGAUUCUGCUUCACGCUUUAUUCUUUUGCCUCUCUGUAUGUCGACAGUUUUGGUGAGUUGUGUAUUGAUCCAAAAGACUUCGCCAAACGCCUGUGGGGCGAUAUGUACUUUAAUUCCAAAUCACGCAAGUUUUCUAAGAAAGCACCCCUAAGUACUUCUCAGAGAAGCUUUGUAGAAUUUAUCUUGGAACCUUUGUACAAGGUCUUUGCACAGGUGGUAGGUGAUGCAGACAGCAGUCUUCCAAAACUUCUAGAUGAACUGGGUAUCCACCUUUCCAAGGCUGAGAUGCAGAUGAACAUCAGGCCUCUUCUAAGUCUUGUUUGUAGAAGAUUCUUUGGAGAUUUUACAGGUACAAAGCAUGCAUCAAACAGUCAUUUCAAAGGAGUAACCACCUUUGAACACGUGAUCCUGGGUACAGGAGAGCUGUAUUUAGACUGUGUCCUGCACGAUUUGAGAAAGAUGUACUCCGAGAUAGAUAUCAAGGUCGCUGAUCCUGUUGUGGCGUUCUGUGAAACAGUGGUGGAGACUUCAUCCUUAAAAUGCUUCGCAGAAACACCAAAUAAGAAGAACAAGGUCACCAUGAUAGCUGAACCUUUGGAGAAAGGCUUAGCUGAGGACAUAGAGAAUGAAAAAGUGUUGAUUACUUGGAACAAAAAGAAGCUGGGAGAAUUCUUUCAAACCAAAUACGACUGGGAUUUGCUGGCUGCACGCUCAAUCUGGGCCUUUGGACCUGAUAACUCAGGACCUAAUAUUCUGGUGGAUGAUACGCUGCCGUCAGAGGUGGACAAGAGUUUGCUUAACACUGUCAAAGACUCCAUUAUUCAAGGUUUCCAAUGGGCGACGAGAGAGGGACCGCUUUGUGACGAACCCAUAAGAAAUGUGAAGUUCAAGAUCUUGGAUGCGGUGAUUGCUGGAGAGCCAAUCCACAGAGGGGGAGGACAAAUCAUUCCAACAGCCCGACGAGUGGCAUACUCAGCUUUUCUGAUGGCCACUCCCCGUCUGAUGGAGCCGUAUUUCUUCGUGGAGGUCCAGGCCCCCGCUGAUUGCGUGUCCUCGGUCUACACGGUGCUUGCUCGCCGAAGAGGUCAUGUCACUCAAGAUGCGCCAGUUCCAGGCUCACCGCUGUACACCGUCAAAGCUUUCAUUCCCGCUAUCGACUCGUUUGGAUUUGAAACUGAUCUGAGAACACACACUCAAGGACAAGCUUUCUGUCUCUCGGUGUUUCAUCACUGGCAGAUUGUCCCUGGUGAUCCGCUGGACAAAAGCAUCAACAUUCGUCCAUUAGAACCACAGCCGGCCACGCAUCUUGCCAGAGAAUUCAUGAUCAAAACAAGGAGAAGGAAGGGUCUGAGCGAGGAUGUCAGCAUCAACAAAUUCUUCGACGAUCCUAUGUUGUUAGAGUUGGCGCGUCAAGAUGUCAUGUUCAACUAUCCAAUGUGAUCUAUAUGUAUUCAUCAGCCUGAAGUUCUCUUAGAAUAACAGGAUAACAACUCCGACAUUUUGAUUAACAAGCCUGAAACGGAUUAUGUGUGUUGGUACAGUACUGCAAUGAGCUCCUCAGACAGGUUGCUUAGUAACAACGAAUCGUCACGGCGACAAGCUGACGUGACAUUUUUUCUGUCUUGCUCUUAGUAUUUUAGUAAUUUUUCAACACCAAUCGGACAACAUUGCAACAUCAUAAGAGCUGUCACCUUGUCUGAACAAAUCUCCAUAGAAAGACCGAAUUUGCACUGUAGAAACUAGCAAAUAAUCUUGGUAGAGAUCGUCUACGUUGGCAGGUCGCUUCUUUGGCUUGUCACGCAACCUUUAAGGAGGAGGGAUUACAUAGCGAGCAAAACGGUGUCCGCCUUGCUUUAAUUCAGAGAAGCAAAACUAGCUUCCUCUGUAUUCUCUCUGUGUGACAUAACCUUCUACAUUCUACCCUCUUUAGUGUGUAAAUACUGCCUUUUUUAACAACUUUAUAUUUCAGUUAUUAAAGGACUCUUUUGACAGACGAGAUAUUAGCAAAA